This is a messenger RNA of Ziziphus jujuba (common jujube), 1926 nucleotides long. Its product is annotated as L-type lectin-domain containing receptor kinase SIT2-like. NCBI's taxonomy places the organism in Eukaryota, Viridiplantae, Streptophyta, Magnoliopsida, Rosales, Rhamnaceae. Bases 1 to 1926 code for a protein of 641 amino acids. The transcript has a single exon. Gene Ontology annotation, cellular component: plasma membrane. Gene Ontology annotation, biological process: protein phosphorylation. The record is from RefSeq and is a predicted model, not a curated record. Gene Ontology annotation, molecular function: carbohydrate binding; protein kinase activity; ATP binding.
AUGCAGAAAGCAUCCGUCUUCUUCUUGUUCUUCUUCUUCCUCUUCAAUUUCCUUGUAAUAGACUUGGUUCAUUCGGAUGCAAAUUUUGUGUUCAAUGGAUUCUCCCAAGCAAACUUGAGCUUGGAGGGAGACUCAUUUGUAAAAUCCAAUGGAAUGCUGGUUUUGACAAAUGACUCAUCUAAACUCCUAGGCCAUGCAUUCUACCCAUUUCCUUUGCAGUUCAGGAAUCACAGACUUUUCGACAACAUCAAAUCUGCAUCUUCUGCUGUUGUGAGUAGCUUCAGCACUAACUUUGUAUUCUCCAUUGUUCCAAAGUAUCCUGAACUUGGUGGCCAUGGCCUUGCUUUCGUUCUCUUCUCCUCCAAGGAUCCAGAAAACUGUCUUCCAAACCAGUACUUGGGGCUCCCGAAUUUCACAAUCAUUACAGAAGUUCCAAUUCGAAUGCUUGCUGUCGAGUUUGACAUUGUUCAAAAUUUUGAAUUCCAAGACAUGAAUGACAAUCAUGUGGGGAUUGACAUAUCCAGCUUGAUCUCCAACAUAUCCGAGCCAGCAGCCUAUUUUAGUAGUAACUCGAGAAACGGUGAAAAUGGCAACAAAAACAUCUCCAUCAUUCUUAAGAAUGGCGAUCCAGUUCAAGCUUGGGUUGAUUAUGAUAGCCAGGCGAAGGUCAUGAAUGUUUCUAUAUCUCCUAUUGGCGUGUCCAAACCUUGUCAACCUUUGAUAUCAUUCUCAACUGAGCUCUCACCGGUUCUGGAUGAAUUUAUGUACAUUGGUUUCUCUGCUUCAACGGGAUUGCUCACUGCAGCCCACAAUAUCCAUGGAUGGAGCUUUAGAAUUGGUGGGAAAGCACAGGACUUGAAUCCAAAGGACCUCCCAACUCUCAAUUCUAAUGAGGUAGUUCACCAAAAAGGAUUCAAAAUAGGCAUAACUUUAGCUAGAAUAACUCUUGUCAUCUUGGUAAUAUCUGGUGCUAUUCAUGUCCUAUGCAGAAUCAGAAAUGAAGACGAAAUAUUAGAAGAUUGGGAAGUUGAAUAUGGAACUCGGAGAUUCAAAUACUCUGAGCUUUACAAUGCCACUAGGGGGUUUGGAGACAGGAACCUUAUUGGUUCUGGAGGAUUUGGGAGGGUCUACAGAGGGGUAAUCCCAAGCACAGGUCUAGAAGUUGCAGUGAAGAGAAUUGCACAUGAUUCUCGACAAGGGAUGAAAGAAUUCGUAGCAGAAAUCACAAGCAUGGGGAGACUCAGGCAUCGAAAUCUUGUCCAGUUACAUGGCUGGUGUCGAAAAUUAAACGAGCUCCUUCUGGUUUAUGAUUACAUCCCAAAUGGUAGCCUUGACAAGCUUCUCUUUGAAAAUGGCAUGCCAAAUAAGAAACUGACUUGGAAUCAACGAUACAAGAUCAUUAUUGAUGUUGCACAAGCAUUGUCGUACCUCCAUGAAGAAUGCGAUCAAAGAGUUAUACACAGAGAUGUGAAACCAAGCAAUGUUCUUAUAGAUGCUGAUCUAAGUGCAAAACUAGGAGAUUUUGGCCUAGCAAGGAUUUAUGAACAUGGACUCCGUCCAGAAACAACCCACAUUGUAGGAACUCUAGGAUACUUAGCCCCAGAACUAACCAGGACAGGGAAAGCCACAACUAGCACAGAUGUUUAUGGAUAUGGGAUUUUACUCCUUGAAGUUGCCUGUGGAAGGAAACCAAUAGAGCCACAGAAAAAUGCAGAAGAAUUGCUUUUGGUUGAUUGGGUUAGAGAACAGCAAUCCAAAGGAGAAAUCGUUAGAGCUGUGGAUCCCACAUUGGAUGGAUAUGAUGAAGAGGAAGUGGGUUUAGUGCUCAAACUUGGGUUGCUUUGCUCUCAUCCUCAUCCUGAGUACAGACCCACCAUGAGAAGGGUUGUGCAGUUUCUGAUGAGAGAUGCUAGCCUUCCUGCAUAG